This is a messenger RNA of Rubroshorea leprosula, 551 nucleotides long. NCBI's taxonomy places the organism in Eukaryota, Viridiplantae, Streptophyta, Magnoliopsida, Malvales, Dipterocarpaceae. The record is from the annotation of a GenBank genome assembly.
CAGUAAAUCAAAAACAAUCAUUGACGAUCAACGUAAGAUGAAGAAAACAGAGGACAAGGAGACAUCCUCACAAUAUGGACGUGAGUUCCACAAAAAUUCAGAUGAACUCGUGACCACAUGUGGUGUAGAAAGUGGUAUAACUAUUUUAGAAUCCUCGGAAAAUGCGGUUUUAAACCUAGAUGGGCACCUGCCCAAGAACAACCCUCUACUGGAGCUCACCAAUAAGAAUGAUGGUGAGCUGCUCUGCCUACUGAUGGGGGAGCAAGAGAGUGGGAGCCUAAAUAAUGAUCAGAUGGCUGCAGAAGGGAUUGGCUGGUGGACUAAACUGAUGGAUGAGAUGAGCCGUGAAGAGUUCCAGCAAUUCUAUGCUGCGCUUCGGAUUUUCCGAGGGAGGGUGUACACUCAAGUACAACAAAGGCACAAAAUUAGGGAUUCUAAUUCUACAGAAACGAGCACCUCUAAUAGAGGAACUAAUGCUAGGGUUAAGCGUAGCCAUAGACGCUGAUCUUUUUUUUCUUUUUCUUUUUUUACAAUAAAAUAUUGUAAUUUUC